This is a messenger RNA of Musa acuminata AAA Group (dessert banana), 488 nucleotides long. RefSeq lists its product as uncharacterized. Bases 61 to 261 code for a protein of 66 amino acids. The transcript is spliced from 3 exons. Lineage: Eukaryota; Viridiplantae; Streptophyta; Magnoliopsida; Zingiberales; Musaceae. The record is from RefSeq and is a predicted model, not a curated record.
ACCCGCACAGGGAGCAGAAGCAGGGCGUGAUCGAGAGUGCGAACCGAGAGAGCAGAAGAGAUGGGGCGGGUGAUGGAGAAGCUGAAGAUAUUCGUGGUGAAGGAGCCCGUCGUCGCCGCCUCUUGCCUCAUCGCUGGCGUCGGUCUCUUCCUUCCUGCUGUAGUUAGGCCUAUCUUGGAUUCCUUUGAGACAGCCAAGCAGGUCCCACAACCUGCUCUUUCUGAUGUGGUAGCUGGUGUGACUGGCAAGAGAAGAGACUAAUCUGCAUCUUAUUAGUGUUCCUCGUGCUUUUAAUUCCUCUCAUUAUAUUCUCCUUCUACUUUGAGGCUUUUCAAGAUAGUGUGAUGUCUUUGGUUUUCUAUGUUCAGAAUGAUGUGGCUAAACUUAGACCACAUUUCUACUUUUGUUGACCGCCACUAUGGGCAUUGAACAUUGCAAGUUCAGAAUUGUUCUGGAUCAGUUCAAAUAAGAAAAAUAUUUGGAAGAUA